AUGAAUUAUCCUAGAGUACGCCGCGAUGAGGGAAAUGUCCUUGAAUUCAAAUCCAAGAAGAAUGGCUUCGUCAGCGUUAAAGAUCCGUAUGCUUGGCUGGAAACGCCUCCGUCUCAGUCGAAAGAGAGUGCUGAUUUUGUGGAUGCACAAAACAAGCUCUUUGGCAACUACAUGGAGGACGUGAGCUAUAGGGACGAGUUUAAGGCUGCACUCACGGACAAUAUGAGCUAUCCAAAGUUCAGCGCACCUUCAAUAAAGAAGAAUAAAAUUGCAUACUGGUCAGAGAACUCAGGCCUUAUGCCCCACGCGGUCAUCCGCUCCUCUAAAAACCUUGACAGUCGUGACAGCGACGUCUUCUUCGACCCAAAUCAGCUUUCUGAAGAUAAGUCGGCAAGUCUCGCGACGGCAGCAUUCUCAAAAACCGCAAAGUACUUUGCAUACGGUAUUAGCCGCUCGGGAAGUGACUGGGUCACUCUUUAUGUCCGCUCGGCAUCGUCACCCUUCAAUGAGCACAGUGGAUCACAUGAAACUGAUCAGUCCAGAUUCUCAGAUGAAGUGAGAUAUGUCAAGUUCUCCAGCAUCGGUUGGUUGGGAGAUGAAGGCUUCUUUUACCAGCGGUACGACGUAGCAGAAGGCGCACACGGUGCUGCAAACGAAGACAAAGCCGGUCUCGAGACAGACGCGAAUGAAAACGCUAAGUUGUACUUCCAUAAAGUCAACACGCCUCAGUCUGAAGAUGUAUUGGUUCUCUCAGACUCACAAAACCCAACUCAUAUGUGGUCUGCUGGGACGACAGAUGAUAGUCGUUAUGUAGUUCUCACAGUGUCUAAAGACACAUCUAGACGCAACCUCUUGAAAGUUGCUGACUUGAAGGAUCCCCAGAACGCUAAAAUAUCAGCGAAUAUGAAGUGGAUUGAUGUUGUUGGAGAGUUCAAGCAUGAGUAUAGUGUCAUUGAUAACGACGGAUCAAAGCUUUAUCUUCAAACAAACGAGAUGGCUGAUAAUUUCAAAAUUGUAACAGCAGACGUCUACGAUUCAUCAAGUAUCGAGUGGAAGGACUUUAUUGCUGAAGACAAUGCUGCUGUUCUUACUGAUGCCUCUGUCGUCAACAAUGACAAGCUGGUGUUGGUUUAUUUGAGAGAUGUCAAAAGCGAGCUUAUUGUGCACUCACUAUCAGAUGGGCGCUAUCUCUACAGACUCUUCGACGACUUCACUGGUACCAUAAAUCAAGUUACCGGUGAAUCUGAUCAGUCGAAACUUUUCAUUUCAACCACUAGCUACACAACACCUGGUACGGUGUUAUCGUUUGACUUUGAUAAACACGCGUCAAGCACCUUCCGUUCUACUGAAGUGCAUGGGUUGAGCCCCACAGAGUUUAUGACUGAGCAGCAAUUUUAUACUUCAAAAGACGGUACUAAAGUGCCAAUAUUUAUAACUAGGCACAAAGACACACCAAAGAACGCACCGUUCUUUCUGUUUGGAUAUGGUGGUUUCUCGAUUAGCGUUCUCCCAUUUUUCUCACCUUCAGCGCUUACGUUCGUGAAGCAUUUUAGGGCUGGUUUGGCCGUGGCAAACAUUAGAGGUGGAUCAGAAUAUGGAGAGAAGUGGCAUAAGGAUGGUAUUUUGGAUUUAAAGCAGAAUGGCUUCUCAGACUUUUUAUCCGCAUCAGAUUUCCUUGUGGAUACUGGCUACGCUGGAAAGGGUUCUAUCAUCGUUAAUGGUGGCAGCAACGGGGGUUUGCUCGCUGCUGUCGCUGCUCAGCAAGACUUGUCAAACAAUAUUGCCGUCUCUAUUGUCGAUGUGGGUGUCCUUGAUAUGCUUAAAUUUCACAAAUGGACCAUCGGCAGAGCGUGGACAUCAGAUUAUGGAAAUCCUGACGACCCGUCUGAUUUCGAUCAUCUGCACGCCUAUUCACCUCUCCAUAGAUCUCAAGAAAUCAAAGAUAAGAUAUAUCCAGCAAUGCUGCUCACUUCGGCAGCCCACGACGAUAGAGUUGUUAGCUGUCACACGACUAAGAUGAUCGCAGAGCUUCAGCAUUCUCAUAUUGAGCAGGUGAAGUUGGCUAGAAUAGAAACUAAGGCCGGCCACGGCGCGGGGAAGUCUACACAGAUGAGAAUCCUUGAGGCAACAGACAAGUACACAUUCGCAGCAAAUGAGCUUGGUUUGAAAUGGUUCAAGUAG
Messenger RNA from Wallemia ichthyophaga EXF-994, 2181 nucleotides. RefSeq names its product Prolyl endopeptidase. The transcript has 2 exons. Gene Ontology annotation, molecular function: oligopeptidase activity; serine-type endopeptidase activity. The record is from RefSeq and is a predicted model, not a curated record. Gene Ontology annotation, biological process: proteolysis. Bases 1 to 2181 code for a protein of 726 amino acids. Gene Ontology annotation, cellular component: cytosol. Lineage: Eukaryota; Fungi; Basidiomycota; Wallemiomycetes; Wallemiales; Wallemiaceae.